GAUGAUCGUGCGGUGGCGGUGGCUGUAGUUUUUAAGAGCAGGAUACACAGAAGGACAGAAAAUAAGGAAAAUACAUAAAACUCCGUGGGGAUUUACGAAGGGACAAUCGGGCCUGCAUUUGAUUCGUUAAAGGAGACAAAAAAAACAGAGCAUCAGCUUUUUCUGCAAAGUUGAGGAAAGAAGGAUGUCGGCCAGAGGGGGGAAGAAGAAGAGUACCAAGCUCUCGCGCUCAGCCCGGGCGGGAGUCAUUUUUCCUGUGGGGAGAAUGAUGAGGUACCUCCGGACAGGGACCCACAAGUACCGCAUCGGCAUGGGUGCUCCCGUCUACAUGGCGGCUGUCAUAGAGUAUCUGGCAGCUGAGAUUCUUGAGCUGGCAGGGAAUGCAGCGCGGGACAAUAAAAAAGGCAGAAUAACUCCACGUCACAUCAAGCUCGCAGUAGCCAAUGAUGAGGAGCUGAACCAGCUUCUGCGGGGGGUAACCAUAUCCAACGGAGGGGUCCUGCCCCGGAUUCACCCCGAGCUUCUGUCCAAGAAGAGGGGCAGCCGGGUCAAGGUGGACACCCAGGUGACCGUGCCAGAGAAGAGAUCAGGCCGAGUCAAGAGCGCCAAGAAGCCCUCCAGCAAAAGAGGCAAGGGGAAACCUGGCCGGAAACCAAAGAAAAACAUGGAAAACGACAAAGAAGUGGCAUCCAAUUCCACGUCGGAAGAUGGGCCAGGAGACGGCUUCACUGUCCUCUCGGCGAAGAGCUUGUUCCUGGGACAGAAGCUUUCUUUGACAGAAAGUGAAAUCAGCAAAAUUGGGUCCAUCCAAGUGGAGGGGAUCAUCAACCCCACAAAUGCAGAUAUCGACCUGAAAGACGGUGUAGGCAAUGCCCUAGAAAAAGCAGGGGGAAGAGAGUUUCUGGAGUCAGUAAAAGAGCUUCGGAAAUCCCAGGGUCCUCUAGAGGUGGCUUCAGUCGCGGUCAGCCAAGCCAGUGGCCUGGCUGCCCAGUUUGUGAUCCACUGCAACAUCCCGCAGUGGGGCUCAGAGAAGUGCGAGGACCAGCUGGAGAAGACGGUCAAGAACUGCCUGUCCGCUGCCGAGGAGAAGAAACUCAAGUCCGUGGCCUUUCCCUCCCUCCCUGCCGGCCGGAAUGGUUUUCCAAAGCAGACAGCAGCCCAAUUGAUUCUCAAGGCCAUCUCCAAUCAUUUUGUGUCUUCAACAACCUCCUCCCUUAAAAACAUCUAUUUUGUACUGUUUGACAGUGAGAGCAUUGGCAUUUAUCUGCAGGAAAUGGCUAAAAUGGACGCCAAAUGAAGAUUUUUUUUUUUUUUUUUUUUUUACACAAGUGUAAUACUGUUUCAGGUGGAUUUUUUGCAACCGGUAUAGCGCGGUAUUGGAGGAUCCAGCAAGUAGAGGUUUUUAAAAUGACAACGGUAGUUUUUGUGAGGGGGACAAUGUGAGUGAAGUACUGUAUGCAUUUACAUUACACUGUUUUCUCAUUUAAAAAAAAAUUGCAUUCAUAUAGAGUAGAUUAAUUUAAUCCCAUGGCGUGUCUUUUUGUUUUUUCCUUUUACCAAUUUGUUUUUACAUUCCAUGUAUAAAGAAAUUUUAAAUGACCCUUGUUAUCCCUCUUGGAUUCCCUCUGUAGUUUCUGAUAAUGUUAGUUUACUAAGAAAAAGUGUUUCUCAUUCUGCUUUGAAAUAAAAACCAGAUGUUUUA
Messenger RNA from Megalops cyprinoides (Indo-Pacific tarpon), 1702 nucleotides. Its product is annotated as core histone macro-H2A.2. NCBI's taxonomy places the organism in Eukaryota, Metazoa, Chordata, Actinopteri, Elopiformes, Megalopidae. The transcript is spliced from 9 exons. The coding region runs from base 185 to 1297 and encodes 370 amino acids. Gene Ontology annotation, cellular component: nucleosome. Gene Ontology annotation, biological process: nucleosome assembly. Gene Ontology annotation, molecular function: DNA binding; structural constituent of chromatin; protein heterodimerization activity. The record is from RefSeq and is a predicted model, not a curated record.